Messenger RNA from Drosophila takahashii, 511 nucleotides. Its product is annotated as protein NATD1. NCBI's taxonomy places the organism in Eukaryota, Metazoa, Arthropoda, Insecta, Diptera, Drosophilidae. The record is from RefSeq and is a predicted model, not a curated record.
UGGAAUCUGGUCACGUGGAAAAUUGUCAAUAUUAUGUAUUUUGUUGUUUAUUUCCAAAUUGUUCUCCAAAAUUGAAAUGUUUUCUAAAUUACUUCCCACCGUGUUACUGUAUGGCGGCCGCAGAACCUACUCCAUUUGCUCCAAAGUCUACUCUAUCCCCACAAGUAAUAAAACAGCCACUGGCCACUUGCUGAAGCUUCCCAACUUGUGUUUACAGGCAAGGGGAUAUGGAACACAUAUAGUUAUUCGGCACACCAAAGAUCGAUUCUAUAUCGACAUUCAGGAACAGCGAGCCGAGUUGCUGUAUUCCGUUGCUGAAGGAGUGAUGACCAUUCAGAGCACCCAAGUUCCCAAGGAGCUGGGAGGACACGGGAUUGGAAAGCUUUUGGCGAAGGCGGCACUGGACUUUGCAUUGCUCAAUGGAAUGUUUAUUGUUAUCAAAUGCCGAUUUGUCCAGCACUAUAUUGACAAAUAUGAACCGCAAUAUGCCAAGUACAUUUUGAACUAGGCA